Molecule: messenger RNA, 596 nt
Organism: Helianthus annuus (common sunflower)
Lineage: Eukaryota; Viridiplantae; Streptophyta; Magnoliopsida; Asterales; Asteraceae
Product: 14 kDa proline-rich protein DC2.15-like
Exons: 1
Coding region: 61-426 (121 amino acids)
Source: RefSeq, a predicted model, not a curated record
AUCCCAUCAUAAACUCCUACACAUUUCUAAUAAACACCCUUACACCCACAUUACAAAGUGAUGGCUUCAAAGACCAAUACCCCACUAGCUCUCUUUCUUGCACUAAACCUUUUGUUUUUUGCACUAGCCAGUAGCACUACCACGAAACCAAAGCCACCAUCCGCUGGAACUUGUCCCAGGGAUGCCCUUAAAUUAGGUGUAUGUGCCAAUGUGCUUGGCAAAUUACUUAAUCUGGUCGUCGGAGACCCACCAGUUAAGCCAUGCUGCAGCCUUCUCGAAGGCCUCGUUGACCUCGAGGCUGCAGUUUGCCUUUGUACUGCUAUCAAGGCUAACGUUCUUGGAAUCAAUCUAAACGUGCCACUGUCUCUCAAUUUGCUUCUUAACGUUUGCAGCAAGAAAGUUCCAAAGGACUUCAUAUGUGCUUAAAUGAUCAACCGACAAUGUAAUCUGGAUUGUGUGUUUAUUUUGGAUUGUGAGUUUUUAGCGUUUGAUCUCUAAAUUUCUGUGUAAUGUUUCCAAGAAUUAUUCAUGUGUGUAAUGAUGGUUUGAAGAAUUAUUUUGUGGGAAUAAAACUUCAUAUUUGAUGUUUUCGUUAA